CACAUCUGUCAUGUCAAAGUUAAACUUAGUCAAAAAGUACACUGCGAUGUGAUUGUUUUUUUUGUUUAAUUUAACACAAAACUUACUGAAAGAACGUGUUUUUAGUUGUAUAUUACGAUAAUUAUCAAUUUAAACAUGAAAACUCCGAAAUCGUCGGACAGUGAAGAAGUUACGCCGUCAAAAAAAGUUUUAAAACAAGCACGUCUUCCAUUUACGACAAUAAGUGAUGUAUCGCCGAAAUCUGCUACUCCUCUUUCAAGAAAGCGAAAAUUAUCUCUCCCGGCGCCUGAGCCUGUUACUAAAGUGGGAAAGAUUGUUAAAAAGGAUGAGCAACAGGACAUUUUAGUGAUUAGUGACGACGAGAGUAACACUGCGGCCGAAAUUACGAAAGGUGCCGUUCAUCUUAAUCCUAUCGUUAAAUUAGUAGAUACUGUAUGGAAAAAGAAAUUACAGAAGUCUAAAGGUGCCAAAAAGAGGAAAGGUGGCCCGAAAAAGUCCAAAACUGUUACAAAUGGAUCCGUUGAAAAUAACGAGAAUGCAUGUGAUGAAAAUGAACCUGAUACAGUUGAUUGUGUUGAGAAUAUGGACGUCGAUGGGACAGAGGACGUGGAAAAGAACGUCACAGAAGUCAAAACAAAAGGUACAGAUACUAAUAUUCCACGGGAUAUAGAGGAUAAUUCAAAGAGUUCAGAUAAAGCAAGUAAAAGUGAUGAGUCCAAACUGGGGAAUUUGCCGAAUGAAUCACAUAGUUCUAAAGAUAGUAAAAAUGAUAACAAAAGCUCGAAACUGUCCAAUAAACAUACUAAAACUAAUGCACAUGAGGGAUUAGAUCAAAAAGAUGUAAUUAAGGAGGAAACAAGCCAGCCUAAGUCCCCUAAGGAUGUAUUAAGUAACACAAACCUUGCCAAAUCUCCUAAAAAAGAGGCAGUUGAGAAUGACUUGAUCCUUCAAUCUCCCAAGAGAAGUGAGAGAAUUAAAUCAAAAAUAGAUGACAAAAAUUUAGAUAGUUCGGUCAUUAGUAAUUGUGAUGAAUCACUCAGUUCUGAUCCAUCAACGCCUCGACGUUCUAAUAGAAACCUGUCUCUUACAAAUAGUCAAGGAGAUGUCUCUAUGAAUGACUCGACCAAUACAAAUUUGACACCAAAGCAACUUCAAAAGAAAUUAGAAUCUACAAAGAAAAAAGAAGAAAGAGAAAAGGAAAGAUUAGAGAGAGAAAAAAAGAAACAACUAGAAAAAGAGGAGAGGGAAAAGCAAAGGAAAGAAAAAGAUGAGCAGAGGAAAAGGGAACGGGAGGAGAAAGAAGAGGUAAAGAAGAAGGAAAGGGAGGAAAAAGAGGAAGCAAGAAAAAAAGAAAAAGAGGAGAAGGAAAAACAGAAGGAACUGGAAAAGAAAAUGAGAGAGGAAAAAGAAGAACAGAAGCGUAAAGAGAAAGAAGAAAAGGAGGAACAAAGAAAGAAGGAAAAAGAAGCCAGAGAAGAAGAAAAGAGAAAGAGGCAAGAAGCAUUAGAUCAAGAGAAACUUGAGCAAGAACAAAAGAAAAAGAAAGCUGCAGAGGCCUUUGUUAGUUUCUUUGUUCCGAAACAAAAAGCUGAGAAGGAUCAAGUUACAAUAAGAAGUGUCAGCAAAAACAAUAUGCUCUCAAGUUUCACUAUCAAAUCUGAUAUGAGAUUAGCCCCAACAACUAGAGUUAAUUUAAAUGAUGAUGAAAUGAAAUGUUUAGAUAAUUUCUUACAAGAACAAAAUGUACCCGAAAGGGCUUUGUAUAUAAAGAGUUUGAAGAACGGCUUGAGGAAGCCAUUGACUGAUGUAAAAACUUGGCCAAUAAGUGAUAAGGAUAAUGAUAAUGAUGUUAUGAUCGUUGAAGAUGAGCUGCCUCCACCUGUGGACAGUAUUAGUCAAAUCAUCACAUGUGACUCAGUGCCACAUGAGAAGCUCCGACCCAAACUCCUCGCCUUCCACGACAAUCGGAGACCACCGUACUGGGGCACCUGGAGGAAGAAGAGUUCAUUUAUCAAGGCGAGGCAACCUUUCAAGACUGAUGAGAAACUGCUGGACUAUGAAGUGGACAGUGACGAUGACUGGGAAGAGGAGCAAGACGGCGAGAGUAUAGACGGUAGCGCUGCUGGCAGCGACGACGAACAAGAUGCCGAUGAGUACGAAGUUGACAAUGAAGUCUUUGUGCCCCACGGGUACUUAAGUGACGAGGAAGCCACAAUGGAUGAAGAUGACGUAUUAACACUUUCGCCGGAAACGCAGAAAGCUAGAUUGAAGCAUCUAGAAGAUGAGUUUGAAAACGAAAUGAAAAAGCCGACUGAAAAGUUAAAACCUUGGUUCUAUGGCAUAUCGUGGGAGACAGAGGAUGGUGGAAAACCAGAGAAAUGUGCUGAAUCUAUAUGGAAUUAUUUCGGAAAGUUUGCUAUGAUUAUGGAUGACCCAACCCCACUAUUAGUGCCUUCAAAUGAGAGCGUGGAACCAGAGAAGAAGAAGAUAAAAAAGAAAAAGGCAACAGAAGGGGAGCAACAGAGUCCUAAAAAUGAGAAAAAGAAAAAAUCUAAAGUUGAAGAGAAAGAUGGCAAAAAACCGAAAUUAGACAAUAAAAAACUAAGCCAAGAGGCUUUAAAGAAUCAACCUGGAAUAAAUACAUUUCUGAAAAAAGUAAAAACUUCCUGAUUAAAAAUUAUUAUCAAUUUAUUUCUAGAUUUUUAUGAGUUUUAUUUAAAAUGUAGGCAUUUUCCGAAUGGUCAUGUUCAGUAGAACUAAUGGCAUACUGAGUAACUGAAUGGUGCUUAUUGCUGAACUGGUUUGGAUGGUUAUAAAAGUGUUUUACUUUAUCACCAGAUAUCAUUCAUAGAAGAUUUAUAGUAUGAAUACCAGGUUCAAUAGGAUUAAGGUUUUGUUAGCCAAUAUUAUCUUUUAUAACUAUUGUAUUAUUUAAAUUAUAUUCCCAGUAUAUAAUGUACCUAUACGUUAAUUUAUUUUGUAAACAAAUUUGCACAAAAGCUUAAAUUUUACACAAAAUUGUCAUAGAAUUAUUUUUCAACACAUACAUAAACAAUUCAUUGGACAUUGGUGCUAAUUUUGUUGUAAAAAAUAUCUAAAUAUUUUUCUUUUCUGGAAUCUAGACAGAAAUCUGUAGAAUUUUAACACAAUGAUGUAUCUAUGUUAAAAACGAAAUCUGUCACGCUAGUUUUAGGUAAUUUAUAUUUCUGCCGUGCUAAUGAUAAAUGCGACUUUUGAUACUUUGCUAGAACUGAGUUUCAAACUUGUCCACAAUCUGCAAAAGGAGCUCUAUCUACGACUCUUAUUCGUUUUUUUUUGUCUUUCCAUAUCUAAAAGUCGCCUUUUUAUUAGCAUGGUAAAAAUACAAUAUAUUUUGAUUUACAGAUUUGUUUACAACCAAAUUAGCACAAUUUAUGCUAAUAAUGAUAUGUACAAUGAAAACAUUAAAGAGACUAAAUUGCAAUCCUAUGAAGUAGUGACAUUAUUUUCAAAUACAUUUAAAAAAGGUAAAAAGUAAUGCCAACUUUACUGCCAGUUUUGUUUAUUUAGAAUUAGUGUAUAAUCAUCUUUUUGUGUUAUCUAACAACACAAUGAGAUCAAUAGACAUAUUUUUAAUAAAGGUGAAAUAUAUAAAGUUUAACUAAAAAUCUCAUGGUGAAAUGUCAAUAAAGUGAACAAAUCUAUAGUAAAAGUAAUAGAUGAAAUAUUUCCAUAGUAUUCUUCUCAUAGUAUGAAUAAGUAUUUUAAAUUUGAUUCAGCUCUUUUUAAAAACAAAAACCU
Messenger RNA from Pararge aegeria (speckled wood butterfly), 3780 nucleotides. Its product is annotated as chromatin assembly factor 1 subunit A-like. Gene Ontology annotation, biological process: nucleosome assembly. Lineage: Eukaryota; Metazoa; Arthropoda; Insecta; Lepidoptera; Nymphalidae. Gene Ontology annotation, cellular component: CAF-1 complex; nucleus. The transcript is spliced from 6 exons. The coding region runs from base 136 to 2670 and encodes 844 amino acids. The record is from RefSeq and is a predicted model, not a curated record.